Messenger RNA from Thrips palmi, 1504 nucleotides. RefSeq lists its product as uncharacterized. Bases 138 to 1103 code for a protein of 321 amino acids. The transcript has 7 exons. The record is from RefSeq and is a predicted model, not a curated record. NCBI's taxonomy places the organism in Eukaryota, Metazoa, Arthropoda, Insecta, Thysanoptera, Thripidae.
UGCCGCCAGGACUGCCGUCAGUAGUGCAUUAGCAUAAUUAGCAGUGUGUGUGCGCAUGUGCGCGUGUGUGCGUGCCAGCGGAAAUUAACAUCUUGCGCAGUGUCAUCAUCGCUCCGGCUUUUCGUGUUGUGGUUGUGAUGGCGCCGAGUCGGGAAAGGCUGACCGUGGUGGUGGCGUGCUUGUGCAUCGCCGUCGAGUGCGCCUACGCCAAGGUGCAGGCUGAGGACUCGGACUCCGUCGAGGACUCUGACAGCGAGGAAAGCAUGGGCAACAGGAUCCGGGACACGUUCAGGAGCUUGGCGGGAGGCCUGGACGAGGAAGGGCUGCCCCCCAUGGACCCCGUGGUCAUGAGGGACUUGGCCUUCUGCCGGGGCUACGGCGCGGUGCGCGCCAACAUCGAGUUCCCCUUCUCCACCCUGGCGGGCGUCAGCGACGUGGACGCGGUCAGCAACAUCAGGUGCACGCCAGGUGCGUCGCUGCUCGAGUUCCACACGCACCACGACCGGCUGGUGCAGGACGGCCAGUACAACCUGACGGGGAGCUUCGCGGACGUGUUCGCGGUGGGCAAGGGCGGCGCGCACAUCGUGCUCAGAGACGUGACCAUUGCGCACCGGCUGCAGUGGCGGCGCGCGCGCGGCGAGCUGCGGGUCAAGGAAUACCGAGGCUCGGUGGCACCGCGAGACAUGACCGUGCGGUACGACAACCUGCGCGCCGAGAGCCGGGACGUGCUGCUGGACGAGUGCCGGCGGCAGUACCAUGAUGGUGGGUCGGCGGGCGCCAGGCACCGGCCCCACCGCAGGCCUCACCGCGCGCCCCGCCACAGGUUCAAGCCCCGACGGAAAAGGAAAAGCAGGCGUCGAAGGGGCGGCAGUCACGUGGACGUCAACAAGUACUUCAACGCCAACUGGGAGGCUCUCUACGACUCGCUGUCGCAGAGUGUGGACAUCUCCUUCUCGCUCGUGUUCCGGGAGUACAUGGAGGUGGUGCUGCGCGCUGUGGAGCCCUUCCUGCGCCACUGCGAGGGCCGAGACCUCGACGACGACCUGGACGACAACCGCGAGGACCGCGACGACGAGCGUGGUGACGAGGAAUUCGAGUACUAGGACGACCGCACCAUCCGAGGGGUUAACGACUUGUAAAUUUCGUAACAGCCGGAUUACGGAUAACUCGGAUUACCCGUGCACUGCCUCCGGUUUACCUCAGGAUUAAAUCAAAAAGUUUCCAGGAUUACCCUUAGAUUACGCCGAAUUACCUCGAACUUCGGGGGAUCCGGAUUACCCAAGUCGUUACCCCCUCGGCACCAUCCAUCUAUCUACACGACCACACCACCCACCAUUACUAUUUAAGCUAUUUAUUGUCACAUUACAUAGACUGACCCUCUAGUGUUCAACUUAUUUAUUGUAAUUUUAGUUGUUGUUGAUCCGAACGGAUUCGAUUCAAACUAGUCGCGCUUUGCUUUGACGUUUGUAACUGGCUGUUUGCCAAGAGGAACCAAAGAGCCUUG